This is a messenger RNA of Asterias rubens (European starfish), 2485 nucleotides long. Its product is annotated as 15-cis-phytoene desaturase, chloroplastic/chromoplastic-like. The record is from RefSeq and is a predicted model, not a curated record. NCBI's taxonomy places the organism in Eukaryota, Metazoa, Echinodermata, Asteroidea, Forcipulatida, Asteriidae. Bases 563 to 2179 code for a protein of 538 amino acids. Gene Ontology annotation, molecular function: oxidoreductase activity. The transcript has 9 exons.
AAUGUAAGUACCGACGGCCCGGGAGUCUACCUACCUUCAUUGUGUUGAUGACCUCAACAUAGUAAACAUCGAGGACACCCGCACACAAAGCAACCGCACUACUGUCAACAGAACGUCGACCGCAUGGUUCGUAGUCAACAGCAAGCAGGGGAGCAAGGGCAUUCACACACAACAGUUACUGUUUAAUGACAUUACCACAGAGAAAGGAUGCUGUACAUUAUUAGAGAAAGAACUGCACUAGUCAAUUGAUCCUGUACUACGAACACGUAUUGUCAACGGCAAGGGCAUUCACACACAACAGUUACUGUUUAAUGACAUUACCACAGAGAAAGGAUGCUGUAAAUUAUUAGAGAAAGAACUGCACUAGUCAAUUGAUCCUGUACUACGAACACGUGUUGUCAACGGCACCGGUCGCGAAGGCUUGCGUCUUUAAUCGGUUUGUAGCGGCCAUCUUUCGUACUUCUUGAAGCAGCACGCCGGAAGAAGGGGAGUCGCAGGUGCGGCAAGAUCUCAGCAUCGAGACUGGCUUGAGGCUACGGUGUCCCAGAACUGAAAUUGUAAGAUGAAGUACAUGAUUAUCAUCGUCGUUGUCCUUGUGGGGAUUAUGAUGACCUUGUUGGUUGGGAUCCCUAAAUCUCCAAGGAUAAUCCCAGCGGCUAAUCCGGAUGACCGAGAGCGGCUUGCAGAAGGUGUAGUCAAGAAAGUUCUCAUUGUUGGAGGUGGAUUGGCCGGCAUGUCUGCAGCUUUGGAGUUAGCUGAGCGCGGGUACCAGGUGACCAUACGUGAAGCAGACACGGUUCUAGGUGGUGUCUACAUGCAGACAAAACCAGUGCGCAAACUCGGACGGACUUUCAUGCUCGAUGGUGGAAUGCAAGCCUGGUUCCACAAUUUCCACAACGCACGAGACAUCAUUAGUCGUCUGGGUGUUGAAGAUAACUUCCAGCGAUGGGAGGUCCAUGACCUGAUGUAUAAGAACUAUCAGCCGGAGAGGAUGUAUAGCCAUGGGAUAUUCCCGCUUAAUCUUGCAGGUAUGAUCUACCGAAGUCCCAACCUCAACAUCUUGGAGAUCCUGUUCUGGCUGCGGUGUGCUUGGGACUUCAUCAACUAUAAUCACGACACCAACUUCAAGAGGUGGGACGCAAUCACAUUCGACGAGUACAUGGAUAUGUUUGACAUCCAUCGUGGCUUCUACGACAUCGUGUUGGAACCAGGGAUGAAGGCCAGCUACCAGGACAAGGCAAUGCUCAGCGCUGCGGAAAUGUUUCAAUUCUCACACAUGUUUUACGUCAGCAACCCAAAGGCCGAUUACCGUGACCUGGCCAAGAUGAACCAAGCUACGGCCAUCAUGACUCCAUGGGCAGAUCGACUCAAAUCUCUUGGUGUCAGAAUUGAACUCGAGACCUCUGUCGGCAGCCUCGUCUUCGAUAAACACGGACGGAUCGUCACCGACACUGAGCAUCCUUCGGAGAGGUUUGAUCACGUGGUGCUAGCCUCUGGCCUCGACGGCACCAAGACGAUCCUCCAAAACUCACUCCAGAAACUGAAGCCAGAGGAUAAGAUCACACAAGGCCGUCUGGAGAAAGUCUUAAAGAACCACCUCACGAAGUUACCCCUUGCGCCACCGUUUAAGAUCCUCACGGUGUGGUUCGACAAACAACUUGAAGGGAGUUACAAACCAGACGUCGUGCAGACUCCGAGCUUCCCGCCAAUCACGUUCGUCGCCCAGUAUCACGUGCUCAAGGAAGACUUCGCUCUCUGGGCCAAUCAGAGCGGCGGGUCUGUCUUCAUGUUCCACAUGUUCGCCUGGGAGCAGGACGAAGUACCCGAUGAUAAAAUCUGGAACUUUAUAGCGCCCUCUGUCAGGGAAAUCUUUCCGGAGAUUUUCGAGAGGGGGUUUAAAGUCCUAGCGUACAACGUUGGAGGGUCGGACAAAUACCCCUCGUAUGCAAAAGGUCUGGAGAAACACAGGCCGACCGUUAAGUUCCCAAAAGAAUACGGCUUCCCGAAUCUUGUAGUAGCGGGAAACUGGCUCCACGUAGACUACCCUACUGCCUUAAUAGAACGGCCCAUAUCUACGGGACGUGAAGCAGCCAAUCAGAUUCUACUUUCAGAUCACGUGAGGCAGGCUUCUCUGGUUGUGACGCACUCUCACGGCCCCGGAUAUUUUCAAUAUGUAUAACUUUUGUUCAAAACAACAAAUUUUCACCGUUUUUACGAAGAUCGAGAUUUUUUUCUUAAAAUUACAGUUUAGUGGUUAUGGUAGGCGAAGGAAGGGGGCCUUUAUUUCAUAAGAUGCAAUUUUGCGUUUUCAUGAGCUAAACGCCCUUAAAUACAGUGUUAUAAUAAUGAGUGCAACAAUUUCAAAAUGUUGGUAGAAUCAUUUUUCAGGUUUCACGAAGAUAUAUUGCAGUUUUAAAGCCAGUGGACACUAUUGGUAAUUACUCAAAAAUAAUUAUGAGCAUAAAAACUUACUUGGUAACAAGUA